AUGUCGGGUUGUUGUCGAACCCCUACGUCCGCAUUUGCAGGUCAAGCAAGCAGCCCGACAGCUGCAAUGGGCCCCCAAGGUCCUCGCGGAGAUCCCGGUCCCGCGGGUCCGGAAGGCGCCGUUGGUCCCCCUGGUCCACCCGGUCCAGCCGGACCUCCAGGUCCUGACGGAGCUGCCGGUGCACAGGGGCCUCAGGGUCCCCCUGGCAUAGCUGGCAAAAACGGUCGUGAUGGUUUGCCCGGUGUAGCUGGACCUCCCGGUCCUCAGGGUCUCCCCGGAGUAGCUGGUGAACCCGGUCCAACUGGCCCCCCUGGUCGUCAAGGCUACCAGGGUCCUCCUGGCGAAAAGGGUGAUGCUGGCUUCGACGGUAUGACUGGGUCCCCAGGACCGGUCGGUCCACCUGGUCCUGCAGGUCCAAUGGGUCCAGUCGGUCAGAUGGGCCCAACUGGAUACCAGGGUGCAGUCGGUCCACGCGGCGAGGCUGGAGCCGAUGGCCGUGCUGGUCUUCCCGGACCCCAGGGUGCCAUGGGACCCCCGGGCCCUCCCGGUGUCUCCGGUCAAAUCGGACCGAAGGGCAAGCGUGGUGAAAGCGGUCCCCGUGGGCCUCGUGGGAAACGUGGAGCCGCUGGCGCUGCUGGAAGUCCAGGACCUGCUGGUGAACCCGGACCCGUGGGUGAACCAGGUCUGGACGGACGUCCAGGUCCACGCGGUGAGGCCGGCGAAGCAGGCCCCCAGGGGCCGAUGGGUCCCACCGGACGCAGGGGGGAUCGCGGUGUCGCGGGCAGGACCGGUGCGCAGGGACGCAAAGGUCCGACCGGUGACUCCGGCCCCAUGGGACCUGUGGGCCCUACGGGCGCAGUCGGACAGAAGGGAGAACGCGGCCAGACCGGACGAGACGGCGACCAGGGCGAAAUCGGCCCCCGUGGUGAUCAAGGCCCAAUGGGUGCUCCCGGAGCCAAGGGCACCCGUGGAGAAUCCGGUCCACCAGGUCUGCCUGGAUCCCCCGGAUUGGACGGUCGCCCUGGUCCCGACGGAGCCCCCGGCGAGAACGGUCCACAGGGCGAGCCAGGUCUAACUGGACCCCCGGGUCCGAUGGGUCGCUCCGGAAUGGACGGUCAGCCUGGUCCCCGUGGCGACAUGGGACCUCACGGACUUGACGGAGCCACGGGACCCAAAGGAGCGAGAGGUCCACCUGGACCCCCUGGUCGUCCUGGAAACCUCGGAAAGCCCGGCUCCCCUGGCGCUUCUGGUGCGCUAGGCCCACCUGGUCCUCCCGGACCUACGGGCGUUCCGGGUCCCGUGGGUGAACAAGGUCCAAAAGGUAUAACUGGGUUUGCUGGUCUGGUCGGUGAUAUUGGCGAGCCUGGUGAUUCCGGUCCACCAGGUCUUGAUGGCGCCACCGGUCCCACUGGAAGCCAGGGUGUUCCUGGCUUCCCCGGUCCAUCUGGCGAUCAGGGACCUGCUGGCAGCGCCGGUGCCGAGGGAGACGUCGGUCCACCAGGCUUCGAUGGCGUCUCCGGUAAGGACGGCAAGCCCGGAGCCCGAGGCAAGGAUGGAGCACCUGGCCCGCCAGGUGAACCAGGCGAACAGGGCCCACCUGGAUCUCGCGGUAUCCGCGGUGAACGUGGUGUCACAGGCGAGAAGGGUGUCGAUGGCGGACCUGGAGAUGACGGUGCCGCUGGACCUCCUGGCCCGCAGGCAAGACCGCAAAUUCUUAAUGAGCAUGAAAUAGUUCGGCUUAGUACAGCCGCCAACAUUGAUUGUGGACCAUCUGGUCCACCUGGCCCACCAGGCAAAACAGGAAUCCCUGGAGAAGUUGGCGAAGAGGGUGACGAGGGCUUAGCCGGUCCCCCCGGAACCCCUGGAUUGGAUGGUAUUCGAGGACCCCAGGGCAUGCGUGGUCCCGCGGGUGCUGCUGGCAUCGCGCGUGAAUUAGUUCCUGUCGCUGGCGGCCAGGGUCCGAAGGGUCCACGAGGUCCCACCGGGCGUUCUGGUCCAUCCGGUGACCAAGGCCCCAAAGGAGAGCCCGGAGAAGCUGGUCCACCGGGAGCACCCGGAGAGCCUGGUGAACAAGGACCCACUGGGCCUGCAGGUGACCCUGGUCCCGACGGUAAACCAGGCGUUGAUGGUGAAGAUGGUCCGGAUGGGGUUCCUGGCGAGGAUGGUCCGGUUGGUCCUCGUGGACCCGGCGGAGAACCUGGCGCCAUGGGUCGUCCUGGACCGCCUGGUAAAGCUGGUCCUGUUGGCCAGGAUGGCCCCCCUGGAGCGGCAGGUGAGACAGGUAAACGCGGUCCAACUGGUCCCACAGGCCCGAUGGGCGACCGCGGCCUUACCGGGCCCGCUGGUGCAAACGGUACCGAUGGACCUGACGGACGAAAAGGUCCACAGGGACGAAGAGGUCCGCCUGGACCCCCUGGGCCUGCUGGAGAUGCUGGAGCUCCCGGUAAGCAAGGCCCUGAAGGUCCCCCUGGCCAUCCAGGCUUCGUCGGUGCACCUGGUGAACCAGGCCCCGAGGGACCUGAAGGCAAGGAAGGCAUUGAGGGUGCCCAAGGUGAACAAGGUCCUCCGGGACCUUAUGGCGAAACGGGUCCCCCUGGUGAGGCUGGGGACGCUGGUCCCAAAGGUCGAACUGGUCCUGCGGGUAGACGGGGAAAUCAAGGUCCUCCUGGAGCUCGCGGUUCCCAAGGUCCUCCGGGUCCUCCUGGUCCCCCUGGUCUUGAUGGCCCUGCAGGACCUCUUGGCCUUCGCGGACCUCGUGGGCCUGUCGGUCCAAAGGGCGAACCAGGGCCCCGAGGUGAAGACGGAGCCCCUGGUGCCGACGGUUCAGAUGGUGAGACGGGUCCUCGUGGACCUCAAGGGACGCCCGGACGUCGAGGAAAGGAAGGUACUCCCGGUAAACGCGGACCUGCUGGUCCUAAAGGAGCUCCUGGUGGAAAGGGACCUGCUGGUCUUCAAGGACCACCUGGCCACGAUGGACCGGCUGGUUACCCAGGUCCUGUAGGAAAACGUGGCCCCACGGGACCGCCUGGUGAGCGUGGACCUCAAGGCCCCCCCGGCCUUCGUGGUGAAACCGGUGAGAUCGGCGAGAUGGGUCCUAUGGGACCGCCUGGUAAUGACGGCGAUCCUGGCCCACCUGGCGUUCAAGGUCCCCCAGGUCCGCCUGGUCCACCCGGGCCGCCCGGUUCAAUUAUGAGUGUUCAAGCCCGUCGGUCACCUACUAAGGGUCUCCUAUACGGUGAUGACCCCAAAGUUGCCCGUCAUUUCGGUAUGAAUUCCAUCAAAUUCCCCCGUGGGACCCAGGAAGUUCCUGCUAGGACCUGCGCCCAGUUGGCCGCCACCUUCCCCAGCUACGCCGAUGGGUAUUACUGGCUUGAUCCGAACGGUGGUCGCACAAAUGAUGCGGUUAAAGUUUACUGCAAAAUCAAGACUGGUGAAUCGUGCAUUCAGGCCAAACGAUCUUUCCCUAUUACCAGCUGGGCAGGAGUUCCUAAAGAAAUUCCAGUUUGGUUCCAGCAAUAUAACAAGUUUGGAGAGGUGAGGAGACAAACUCGACUGUUGAUGUUCAGGACCUUUGACUAUGCCAUCGACGCCGAUCAGUUGGCUUUCUUGAAGGUGUUCAGUUCUCGCGCUUUCCAGACCCUUCACAUUUCUUGCCAAGGGCGUUCUGAGAACUCAACUUCGCCCGAACUCCUUGCCGACGAUGAUACCAUUCUGACAAUGAGUCAUCCAAAGAGAAGGUUUGCGUUGCUCGAGAAUGAAUGUGGCCGGGUCGCCGAAGGUUCAACAACCGUUAGGGUCGAUGGCAGCCCCUCGCGUCUUCCACUUCGUGACGUCAAAUUUGCUCCUGGCGUCGAUGCUUUUGGUGUCCAGAUUGGAGAAGUCUGUUUCUCCUAA
Mesocestoides corti is the source of this 3894-nucleotide messenger RNA. NCBI's taxonomy places the organism in Eukaryota, Metazoa, Platyhelminthes, Cestoda, Cyclophyllidea, Mesocestoididae. The record is from the annotation of a GenBank genome assembly.